AUGUCAAAACGUUCUAAAAACUUUUAUAAUAAUUCUAAAUCAAAAUAUAAUCAUUAUAAUGAAGAUUCUCUCGAAGAAUUUUCAGAAGAAGAAUUGAAUGAUAAACAUUCUGAAGGAGAGGGAGUGGAGGAUAAGGAUAAUAAAUUAUCUGAGUCAGAAGAGAAACAAAAGAAUAUUUCAAAAAGCGAAAUGUUUAUAUUGCAG
Funneliformis geosporum is the source of this 204-nucleotide messenger RNA. Lineage: Eukaryota; Fungi; Glomeromycota; Glomeromycetes; Glomerales; Glomeraceae. The record is from the annotation of a GenBank genome assembly.